This is a messenger RNA of Monosiga brevicollis MX1, 1017 nucleotides long. RefSeq lists its product as uncharacterized. NCBI's taxonomy places the organism in Eukaryota, Choanoflagellata, Craspedida, Salpingoecidae. The record is from RefSeq and is a predicted model, not a curated record. The transcript has 2 exons. The coding region runs from base 1 to 1017 and encodes 338 amino acids.
AUGGAAGAUACAGCCGCACCAUCCAGUGCCAUGCCUGAUGCACGCUUGGCCAUGGUGAAGGAUUUUACCAUUGGGCGCGGCCGCCGCGACCGCAACACAGCCAUUGCCCCCAGCAUCCUCUUUGAGCUUUGCAUGGAAACACGGUUGGCUGGAAACCGCGAGGCCAUUCAUGAGCUUCUGGGAGGUCGAUACGUCAUCAAGGCUCAGUCGUUGCGCUUUCACCACCGGCUUCGGCACCUCUUCGAGCCGCUCGAGGUGCGCGUGUCUCAGUCCAUCGGCAACCUGGGCAACUCGUCGUUUGAAUACCUAUACUCCAUUUACUGUGAACAACCGGGCAAGCGUGUGCUGCUGGCCACCGCCGUCGUGGUUUGUGUGGCUGUACGUGCUCCAGGUGAAAAACUACCUUUGCCCCCAAACUUUCGACGCAUUGCCAGCGCCGCCCAAGAGGCACGCAUGCUCGAAGAUAGCCGACGCCGUCGUGAUUCCGACUAUGCGUCUAGUCUCUUAAGCAUCGAGAUGGAUAGCGUCCCCACUUCGGAGGGAGCCAUUAAUCCACGCGCCUCGGCCGUUCCCGUCACCCAGUUGAGCCUCGUCACAAGCGAUGGUGUCGAUUAUUUUGCCAUGCCAGUUUUGCUCCGACCCAGUGAUGAGGACUGGAAUCACCACGUCAACAACGUCAGCUACGUGCGGUUCUUCGAGGAUGCCCUGGAAAUUGUCCGCGAGCUGGCCCACGUACCCUUUGGCGCGCGCGAUGUGGAUGCCAUGGCCAUUGACUAUCUGCGUGAAUGUUCAAUCCGCGUAAGCAAUUGCCGAGUCCUGGUUCGCCUCCAGCCACCGCCACCGGAGAAUGCUUUGGAAGAUGGAUCGCAGGCCACCACAACCUCUCUACCCUCGCUGGCCUUCCUCUUUCAAGGUCGGGAGGCUGACGGCAAAACAUACAUUUAUGCCCGUGGUCGCGUCGUGGCGGCAACCCUUGCUGGUGUGCAAGAAGAUGACCUUGUCACCAACGACGAUUGA